AUGCUCGCUCUCCUCCCCCUCCUGGCGCUGGCCAACGCGUACUCCAACCCCGGCGCCUGCUCCGGAGACUGCUGGACUCACGAUCCCGGUCUCUACCAGCGCGUCUCCGAUGGGAAGUACUUCCGCUUCGCCACCGGCGGCGGCGUGCACAUCGCCCGCGCCGAUUCCAUCAAAGGCCCCUGGACCGACGUGGGCUACGCAUUGCCCAAUGGCUCGUCUGUCGACCACGCCGGCAGCGACAACCUCUGGGCCCCCGACGUCCACUACGAGAACGAAAAAUACUACAUGUACUACUCGAUCUCGACGCUGGGGUCCCAGAACUCGGUCAUCGGCGUCGCCAGCUCGCCGUCCAUGGAAGUCGGCACGUGGACCGACCACGGCUCGACGGGGCUGUCCUCGACGGCAGACAAGCCGUACAACGCCAUCGACGCCAACUGGGUGCAGAUCGACGGCAAGGACUACAUGAACUGGGGCUCCUACUGGCACAACCUGUACCAGGCGCCGAUGGCGUCGCCGCUGAAGCUGGGCUCCGAGGAGCCGACUAACAUUGCGUAUAAUGCCACUGCGAACCAUAAUAUCGAAGCGGCGUUUGUGUUCCAGCACGGAGACUAUUACUACCUCACCUGGUCGGCGGGUAAGGCGGCGGGGUAUGAGACGAAUUUGCCGGCGCCGGGGAAUGAGUAUCGGGUUGUGGUGUGUCGGUCGGAGAGUGGGACGGGGGGUUUUGUCGAUAAGCAGGGCAAGUCGUGUCUGGAGAGUGGCGGAACCACCCUCCUGGAAAGUCACGGUAAUGUCUACGGACCUGGUGGACAGGGAAUCGUCAACGACAAGGAUCUCGGUCUGGUUCUCUACUACCACUACGCCGACAAGACCAUCGGACUGGCCAAGGAGAAGUACCAGUUCGGGUGGAACCAGCUGAAGUGGGCGGAUGGAUGGCCCAGCGUGUAG
Messenger RNA from Aspergillus steynii IBT 23096, 948 nucleotides. Its product is annotated as arabinan endo-1,5-alpha-L-arabinosidase. The record is from RefSeq and is a predicted model, not a curated record. Gene Ontology annotation, biological process: carbohydrate metabolic process. Gene Ontology annotation, molecular function: arabinan endo-1,5-alpha-L-arabinosidase activity. Bases 1 to 948 code for a protein of 315 amino acids. The transcript has 4 exons. NCBI's taxonomy places the organism in Eukaryota, Fungi, Ascomycota, Eurotiomycetes, Eurotiales, Aspergillaceae.